AAGGUAUUUACAUACAUAUUUAGAUACGUAACGAAAAACCUGAGAUACAUAUUUGUCCAGCCCAGUUACCUUUUGCCCUUCUGAUUGUUAACAUCCAAACAAAAAUUUCUUCACGUUACCAUAACAACUAAAAAUACGUCUACAGUCUGUUCUAAACCUACCAUGCUGACCAAAAGUGAAGCUAUCAAAAUUAUUCUGGUCGGAUUAUGCAAUUCGUUCCUAGGACCAACAAUUUUUAUCUGGGGAAUCUAUCCUGAGCUUCUAAAUUAUAUGGAAAAACGUGAGGCCAACAAUGUCACCGACGAGGAGCUAGCACUGAAAUAUCAUCCUCUUUUAUGGGCCUAUUUGUCCAUGCUAUUCUGUUCCUUUGUUUCCGGAGUAUGCGCAGAUUUGGCAGUCACCAUAUUCUCGAACAACAGUAAUUGGCGGAUCAAAUUAGGAAAGGUGGCGACAUUCUUGGCGAAAGCGUUAUUUUUUCAAACUCUGGCGUUCAUCUUCUACAACGUUGAUCCUUUGGAGUGGAGGACGCCGGACGGACUUCUGGGGUCAUGGGGACCGAUUGAGUUGCCCAUCCCGACAUGUUGUUAUUGUGUAUUGGUGCAACUUUAUUUUUCGAGGAUAUGCACUUACUACUUGGUUGAAGAGGGUUAAGAUUAGGAAAAAUCUUGUAAAGAUGGAUAGGAAAAGAGGGGAGAAAUUUAUGUACUUUUAAUCGAGCAAAUGUUUCAGUUUGAUCGAUAUGGUUUUAUGAAAGUUAGAAGCUUAAGGAUUUAAUUAUUUAAAUCGUGUGUGUAAUGUUAACAUAUUAUUUUAAAGACGGUUACAUAAUAAGUAUGCAGUGAGACUUAUCAAAAUUA
This is a messenger RNA of Folsomia candida, 857 nucleotides long. RefSeq lists its product as uncharacterized. The transcript has 2 exons. The record is from RefSeq and is a predicted model, not a curated record. Bases 163 to 651 code for a protein of 162 amino acids. Lineage: Eukaryota; Metazoa; Arthropoda; Collembola; Entomobryomorpha; Isotomidae.